UGUACAGAAAAUGGGCAACCGCUGUUUGGGAUGCAUUCAGGCUACUUCGUCAGCGAUUUUCGACUACAACACCGUGAAGCUGAUGCACAUUCGUAAUCAGAAGAUUGGUUUCGUCUACAGACUUGUGCAAUUGUCUAUCAUUGGCUACAUUCUAGGCUAUGUUAUUAUCUUCAAGAAAGGUUAUCAACAAACAGACUCAGUUGUGAGUUCGGUGACCACCAAGAUGAAGGGGACGGCAAUGACAAAAGGUCCUAAUGGAACGUUAUGGGAUGUAGCUGAUUAUGUUGUGCCUCCUGAGGAACAUAACGCUGUAUUCGUAACAACCAAUGCUAUCAUUACACCAAACCAGGUCCAAUCAGUUUGCCACGAGGAUCCUCAUCUCGCUCCAUGUGUCUCAGAUGACAAUUGUACAGCUGGAGAAUAUGUUAAAUAUGGACACGGUAUGCAAACUGGGUUAUGUGACACAGAUGCAAAAGCUUGCCUCAUUCAUUCUUGGUGUCCGUUGGAGAUUGAUGAAACACCUCAUGAACCUUUGUUGGGAAAUGCUACAAAGAAUUUCACUCUCCUCAUAAAAAACACCAUUCAGUACCAAAAAUUUGAUUUUACCAAGCGUAACCUUCUGCAACGGACUAUUGAAUAUGGAAAUCACUCCUAUCUGCACACCUGUACAUACCAUAAAGACAACGUGAAUGAUCGAUAUUGUCCAAUUUUUGUGUUGUCGCAAAUUGUGGAAUAUGCUGGUGCAGACUGGCAUGACCUGGCAGUGAAUGGUGGAGUAUUGGGUAUAUUCAUCAAAUGGGAUUGUGAUCUUGAUCAAGGGUUUACAGCUUGCGUACCAAAGUACAGCUUUAGCAGAAUGGACAAGAUUAAUAGCAGUAUAGCCAAGGGAUACAACUUCAGAUACCCCGUUUAUUUUAAAGAAAACGGUGAUAAUCGUAUGCAUCGUCAAUUGAUCAAAGCAUAUGGUAUUCGAUUUCAAAUCAUUGUCAGUGGUCAGGCAGGAAGAUUCAGCAUCGUUCCAUUAGCAUUGAACAUUGGCUCUGGCAUAGCACUGUUGGCAAUAGCAACAGUCAUUUGUGAUUUAUUGGUCAAUUAUGUUGUGAAAAAACGCAAAUACUACAGAGAAAACAAGUACCAACUAGUAGAAGAUGAGGAGACACUGUUACCAGUGGAAGACGAUGACCAGCAUAAGGUUCCAAUGUUAAGAAGUGAAAGAGACAGUCUUAACAGGAGUACUGAAGACACCAAGAAAUAUACUAAGUAAUUGGUUGAAAGGAUUUCGUAGUGAAAUGAUUGCAAUUUACU
This is a messenger RNA of Corticium candelabrum, 1305 nucleotides long. RefSeq names its product P2X purinoceptor 4-like. Gene Ontology annotation, cellular component: plasma membrane; nuclear inner membrane. The transcript has 13 exons. The coding region runs from base 11 to 1264 and encodes 417 amino acids. The record is from RefSeq and is a predicted model, not a curated record. NCBI's taxonomy places the organism in Eukaryota, Metazoa, Porifera, Homoscleromorpha, Homosclerophorida, Plakinidae. Gene Ontology annotation, molecular function: extracellularly ATP-gated monoatomic cation channel activity; purinergic nucleotide receptor activity. Gene Ontology annotation, biological process: response to ATP; calcium ion transmembrane transport.